AUGCCAAAAAUCGAUAAUUUUGUAUUGGACGCGAGUCUCUGUCGACCAUACUCUGAAGUCAAUGAAUUUUUUUCCAAAGCAUCUUCACGCUGGUGGAAAGAUGUUGACUGUUUUACAAAUUCGGUAUACAAAAAGAAUCCAACGAAAACAGCACAGCAAGUAUUCGAGGACUAUUUUCAAAGUCUUGUUAAUAUCGCAAAGAUCAAGGACAUUAAUUCCGAAGUUGCGGAGCAUGCUAGCACUAUCUACAAACAGAUCGUUAAAUCAGAAUGUUUAAAAAUUAUUGGAGAUACUCUGCUGGAAGCGACAAAAGCAGAUGCUAAGAGAAGGCAAGAUAUAACCGUAAUGACCAGAGAGGAAUUUCAGAACGCAACAACUAAUGAUAGAAUGAAUCGAAGGACGGCUGUGUAUCUUGAUAGCCAUGAUUUGAGUGACGAAAUCGACAAUUUUUUUCAGAAUCAGUCUACCAUUGUUAACAGAUCGACCUCACAAAAACAUCAGGGAUUUGAUGAUCAGGAUGUUUAUAACAAAGAGCGACCAAAAGGAGGAGAUUCGCCAUCCGAAAAUUUAAGUGAUGAUACUUCCUACCAUCCUAGCUCCAGUGACACUGAGAGUGCUGACUCGGAAAACGGAGGCAGAGGUAAACGACAAUACCGGUAUGAAUGGUUUGUUGGGUUGGGAAGCGAGAGAACGGAAUUGGACAAAGACGCACACCAGUGGUUUGUUAGUGAUGUAAACAUAUCCGUAAAGCUAAUUGAAUAUCGUCAGAUGUGCAUUCAAAAGGCGUUGCGUGAUGAGUUGGAAAAUGAGUCUGAAAUUUUGUCUUUGAACUAUAUUUUUCUAUUUGACGAGGACGAGAAGAAUGGAACCCGGGACGCAUUCGAUGGAAAGUUGUGGACUGCAAUAUUCAAAGAUAUCAAGGCUGAAUUUUUCUCUGUUCAAUUCUCGGAGAGCGAUAUUUGUAGAUGCCAUGCAAUGACUAAGGCUGCCAGUAGCUCGUUACGGGAUUGUAGACUCCUAAUCCGACAAUGGCAGAAAGAUUUGGAGAAAGAAGAAGACAUUCUGCUAGAAGUUUAUGAAUCGAUACUUCAGCAAAAUCUAUGGAAUUUGUGCGGCUCAUGCGAGGACACCUUUGUCCACAAGAUCCUGGCGCCGUUCAUAGCUCCUUUUUUCACUAAAAACGAUCUUUUGGAUUGUUCAUGGUCCACUGAUGUUUUUGAGCCAUCAGUCCAUCGCAAGAGAAAAUUCGAUCCCUCCUUGGAUGGGAAAAAAGCGGACAACACUGUUUUCUUGACUGCAAAGAAACUUAAAGAGUUUUUGCUAGUAACGGAGGUCAAGUCACCAAGGUACCGAAAGAAUGGCAUGUUGAAUGAUUUAGUCAAGCUUGGAAAUGAAUUGAAAGACGCGCUCGACAAAGUCAUUGACGAUGGAAUUGAUAGCAAAGACGUGGCCAUCUGUGGCCUCUUAGUGCAAGGCAAUGUAUUCAAAUUGGAUCUAAAAUACGAGGCCAUUUACCGCAUGGUUCUUUUGGGCCGUUUUUAUCUUCCACGGGACCAUCACGAUUUUAGUGUCUUUACUAGAGGCAUCGAAGUCAUGUUGCAAACACAGGCGAUCAUCUUUCGCACUGCCGAAAUAUGUGCAGAAACCAUACAAAAUGCAAGCAUGAAUUUGUGGCUCAAUCAUCCUGAUGCGGAAAUCAAUGAGAAAGCCGUGAAUAAGGUAUCUCCGAGGACGCCGCCUCGUCAAAAGAUGGCACGGCCUUCCUAUUCCACGCCAAUGAAAAUUAUGGAUCAAAAUCGCUGA
Ambispora leptoticha is the source of this 1803-nucleotide messenger RNA. Lineage: Eukaryota; Fungi; Glomeromycota; Glomeromycetes; Archaeosporales; Ambisporaceae. The record is from the annotation of a GenBank genome assembly.